Molecule: messenger RNA, 3020 nt
Organism: Petromyzon marinus (sea lamprey)
Lineage: Eukaryota; Metazoa; Chordata; Hyperoartia; Petromyzontiformes; Petromyzontidae
Source: RefSeq, a predicted model, not a curated record
UGUUCCACCACCGCGGCGGCUGCAGAAGGAUGCUCCGUGUGCCGGCUCUCGCGCGCUCCCUGCGCCCCGUGACGCGUGCCCUGGCGCCCCCCCGGGGAACCCGCGCCUACGCCAAGGAUGUCCGCUUCGGCAGCGAGGCCCGCGCCCUCAUGCUGCAGGGCGUGGACCUCCUCGCCGACGCCGUCGCCGUCACCAUGGGGCCCAAGGGCCGCACGGUCAUCAUCGAGCAGAGCUGGGGCAGCCCCAAGGUGACCAAGGAUGGCGUAACGGUGGCCAAAGCCAUCGAGCUCAAGGACCGGUUCAAGAACAUCGGCGCCAAGCUGGUGCAGGACGUCGCCAACAACACCAACGAGGAGGCCGGAGAUGGAACCACCACCGCCACGGUGCUGGCGCGCGCCAUUGCCAAGGACGGCUUCGAGAAGAUCAGCAAGGGCGCCAACCCCGUGGAGAUCCGCAGAGGAGUCAUGCUGGCCGUAGAGGCGGUGGUGGCUGAGCUGAAGAAACUCUCCAAGCCUGUAACGACGCCCGAGGAGAUAGCACAGGUGGCCACCAUCUCGGCGAACGGGGACAAGGAAAUCGGAAACCUCAUCUCGGACGCGAUGAAGAAAGUUGGGCGCAAGGGCGUCAUCACCGUCAAGGAUGGUAAAACCCUGCACAAUGAGCUCCAGAUUAUCGAGGGACUGAAGUUUGACCGCGGCUACAUCUCCCCCUACUUCAUCAACUCGGCAAAGGGCCAGAAGUGCGAGUUCCAGGACGCGUUCCUGCUGAUCAGCGAGAAGAAGAUCUCGAGCGUGCAGUCCAUCGUGCCGGCGCUGGAGCUGGCCAACGCGCAGCGCAAGCCGCUCGUCAUCAUCGCCGAGGAUGUGGACGGGGAAGCGCUCAGCACCCUCGUGCUCAACCGACUCAAGGUCGGACUCCAGGUCUGCGCCGUCAAGGCCCCGGGCUUCGGGGACAACCGCAAGAACACUCUCAAGGACCUGGCGGUGGCGACCGGCGGCACCGUGUUUGGCGACGAGGCGCUGUCCGUGAACGUGGAGGACGUGCAGCUGCACGACUUUGGGCGCGUGGGCGAGGUGACCAUCACCAAGGACGACACGAUGGUGCUCAAGGGCAAGGGCGAGCGCGCCGCCAUCGAGAAGCGCAUCGAGGAGAUCGUGGAGCAGCUGGAGGCCACGACGAGCGACUACGAGAAGGAGAAGCUCAACGAGCGGCUCGCCAAGCUCUCUGACGGGGUCGCCGUGCUCAAGGUGGGCGGCACGAGCGACGUGGAGGUGAACGAGAAGAAGGACCGCGUGACGGACGCGCUGAACGCGACGCGCGCCGCCGUGGAGGAGGGCAUCGUGCUGGGCGGGGGCUGCGCGCUGCUGCGCUGCCUUCCCGCGCUCGACGCCAUCGCCCCCGCCAACAGCGACCAGCAGAUCGGCAUCGAGAUAAUCCGCAACGCGCUGCGCGUGCCGGCGAUGACGAUCGCACGCAACGCGGGCGUGGAGGGCUCCCUCAUCGUGGAGAAGAUCCUGCAGUCGGCCAACGACAUCGGCUACGACGCCAUGACGGGCGAGUUCGUCAACAUGGUGGAGAAGGGCAUCAUCGACCCCACCAAGGUGGUGAGGACGGCGCUGGUGGACGCGGCCGGCGUGGCGUCGCUGCUCGCCACGGCCGAAGCGGUCGUCACGGAGAUCCCCAAGGAGGAGAAGGCGGCCGGGAUGGGGGGCGGCGGCGGCAUGGGGGGCAUGGGGGGCAUGGGGGGCGGAGACAUGUUCUGAGCGCGGCGCGGUGACCCGAGGCGAACGACAUCGGCGACAUCGACGACGACAGCAGCUCGAGAGACGCGUGGACACGCGGGGCGGCGGCACCGCGCUCUCCGCUCGUCCCCUCUCCCGGCCCCGGCAGCCAGACUGUGAAGACAAACAUUCGCCCGCUCUCCCUUUUUCUAAUAAAACCCCGAGUUCAAAAAUGUACGUGGCUUGCUCCCAGCUCUCUCUCGCAUGCACACCCGCACACGGUGCACUCUCGCACGCGCACACACAGACACGUGCACGCACACCCUGUUCACCUCUUGCCGUAGUGCCCACCGCGUGCCAACGGGAAAGCGCUCCAACCAAUCUGUGCAUUAGACGGUGAGCGCCCUGCGUGCUGCGCCGUCUCCUGGCUUGAGUCGCGAAGCUGCAGUAAAUCUCACGGCUGGUGGUUUUGUCGUUUUCGUUUCCAUCGGGCGGCGCGGGGCAGCUCGGGAUCGUGGAAACAAAACGCCGCUCCGUUUGCCGCAGGAGCAUCGGCGCGACCCUCUCUCCCCCCGAGUGCGCGGUCCGCGGAGACGUCACGGCGAUCGCGGUGACGUCACGGCGAUCGCGGUGACGUCACGGCGAUCGCGGAGACGUCACGGCGAUCGCGGUGACGUCACGGCGAUCGCGGUGACGUCACGGCGAUCGCGGUGACGUCACGGCGAUCGCGGUGACGUCACGGCGAUCGCGGUGACGUCACGGCGAUCGCGGUGACGUCACGGCGAUCGCGGUGACGUCACGCUCGCCGAGCAGAGACGUCCGCAAGCUGCUGGAGUCGGCGCCGUGCGUGACCCCCGUGCGUGACCCCCGAGCCGGGAUUCGGGCCCCUGCGUGAACCAAAUUGGCUGGCGUUUAGCCCGGGUUCAGACGGCGUGGUGUGUUCACAGGUGAAUGCAGGCGUCUAGCCUGGUUAACAACAUCGGCAUCAUCAGUUUAAACUAAACUGCUGUUCACGUUGCGUUUAGAUGGCUGCUGUUUAAACCAGCUUCGUGAGUGUCCGGCGGUGGAGCGGGUGGGGUUUGUCCAUCCAGGUGUUGAAAGUGUCAAGCCGGGUGUCGGAAAUGUUUGUGUCGUGGUUGUAGGUUGUGUUCUCAUUGUGUCGCCGUGUUCGCGUAUUGUUUAGUAACGUCGUGGCUUGCGAUGGUGGUGAUGAUGGCGGGCGCGGCGCCUGGGCGAACUGAAGCAGGCACUUGGCCGGUCGCGCGUUUGGACUUUUGUACGAAAAACAGAGCAAGGAAA